This is a messenger RNA of Nicotiana attenuata, 1953 nucleotides long. Its product is annotated as long-chain-fatty-acid--AMP ligase FadD26-like. The coding region runs from base 1 to 1953 and encodes 650 amino acids. The transcript has a single exon. The record is from RefSeq and is a predicted model, not a curated record. NCBI's taxonomy places the organism in Eukaryota, Viridiplantae, Streptophyta, Magnoliopsida, Solanales, Solanaceae. Gene Ontology annotation, biological process: lipid biosynthetic process.
AUGAACUAUGAAAAUUAUGACCCUUGUUUUCCUGACCAACCAGUGGUCGAUCUUUAUCUUCCAAUAUGGGCUAAACUUCCAGCUUUUAAGUCCAAACCAGCUUUUAUUUGGGCUGAAGAUGGCCCAAUUCAAAGUUCAUUCCUCACUUAUGAGCAAUUAAACAGUUCAGUUCAAUGCAUUUCCUCUGAAUUGUUGCUUAGUUUAAGAAAAAAUGAUACUGUUCUUGUUUUAUGUUCUCCUGGACUUGAAUUGGUUGAAAUUAUUUUUGGGUGUCAAAGAGCUGGGCUUCUAGCCAUUCCUAUUAGUCCUCCUCAUCCAUCUUUUUCCAAUGAAAAUUACCAUCAUUUUCUUAGAGUUGUGUCUCAAACAAAACCAAAAGUUGCUAUAGCAUCAAGUGAUUACAUUAGACAUGUUAAUAAGUAUGUCGCGAGCUCUAGUAAUAAGAAGUUGUCCGAGGCUUUACAGAUGCUUCGAUGGAUUUCAACCGAUGAUUUAAAGGGCACGGAAAUGAAAAUUCAAUUGGAAAAUGUGACUUGUGAUGGUAAUACUUAUAAUGGUUGCAGAACUGAUGAUGUGUACUUGAUUCAGUACACAUCAGGUGCAACUGCAAUUCCUAAGCCUGUUUUAGUGACUGCAGGCUCAGCAGCUCAUAAUGUUAGAGUCGCGAGGAAAGCUUAUGAUUUUGGUCCGAAUACAGUUGUUGUCUCGUGGUUACCUCAGUACCAUGAUUGUGGACUCAUGUUCCUGUUGUUGACGAUUGUAUCAGGGGCAACAUGUGUCUUAACUUCCCCGAAUGCAUUUGUCAAUCGUCCUAGGAUUUGGCUUGAAUUGAUUUCGGAGUUUAAGGCAACUUGUACUCCGGUUCCUUCUUUUGCUUUACCACUUGUGUUGAAACGUGGUCAUGUUGGGACGACUGAGACAGGAACUGUUAAUACUAUUAGUAUGUUGAGCUUGAAGAAUUUGAUCAUCGUUAACGAGCCAAUUUAUAACUCUUGUGUUGAAGAAUUUGUUGAAGUUUUUAAGCCUUUUGGGCUAAAUCCUUUGGCAAUUUCUCCCUCUUAUGGCUUAGCUGAAAAUGGCACAUUUGUUUCAACAUCAUGGAGAUGUAAUAAUGGUGACAACUUUUGGACUUUUCCAACUUACAAUAAGCUCUUACCAAGUGCUAGACUUGAUGAAGAUGUAGAUAUUGAAAUUCUAGUUGUGAAUGAAGAAACAAAUGAACUAGUAGAAGAUGGAGUUGAAGGAGAAAUAUGGAUUUCAUCUCCUAGUAAUGCUAUUGGAUAUUUAGGACAUCCAUCUUUAACUCAACAAGUGUUCAAUGCUAGACUAAAAAAUAAGGUGGGCAAAUGCUACGUCCGAACCGGUGACAGAGGAGUUGUUAAAGGAGAACAGGGAUUUUUAUAUGUGACAGGUCGAUGUUCUGAUAUUAUUAAACUCUCAAAUGGACAAGAAAUACAUCCACAUUAUUUGGAGACAGCAGCUUAUAAUAGUUGUCCUCAUCUCCUACGAGGUGGUUGUCUAGCAGCGUUUAUGAUGUCUGAAUCUGAAUACAGAUCUAUAGUUAUUGUCGCGGAGGUGCAGAGCAAGGGUGAAACAGAGAGUUUGUUUUUGAAGCAAAUAUGUGAAGGAAUAAGGAAAGGAGUAAUGAAAGAAGAGGGUGUUGAAAUUGGACAAGUGGUAUUUGUUAAAGUUGGAAAUGUACCAAAGACUACUUCUGGGAAAAUACAAAGAUGGCUUACUAAAUAUAAGUUUGUUAAGUCACAAAUGAAUGUUAUCAUGCAAAUGAAGUUUGAUAAUAGUGGUAAUGUUCAAAGUACAGUUGAAAAAAUGAUGCAAAUUAAUGGGGGAAAAGAGACUAAAAAGGGAAAGAAGAUGAUUAGUGUAGAAGAAGAAGAAGGGAUGUCAUUUGCUCCUCCUCUAAGUGCUUCGAAGACUUUGCUAUCUUCUCUUUAA